Molecule: messenger RNA, 8321 nt
Organism: Micropterus salmoides (largemouth bass)
Lineage: Eukaryota; Metazoa; Chordata; Actinopteri; Centrarchiformes; Centrarchidae
Gene: cacna1ba
Product: calcium channel, voltage-dependent, N type, alpha 1B subunit, a
Exons: 49
Coding region: 704-7873 (2389 amino acids)
Biological process (GO): calcium ion import across plasma membrane; chemical synaptic transmission
Cellular component (GO): voltage-gated calcium channel complex; membrane; neuronal cell body
Molecular function (GO): high voltage-gated calcium channel activity
Source: RefSeq, a predicted model, not a curated record
UGUCUCUGGGUAAGGAACAGUGAAGAAAGUGGCGUCUCUACAUUCACAGUAAGGGCGAGUUUAUGAAACAGCCUGCUGUGAUUUCUCCUCCAUUAGCGAUUUAUAACAGUGCUUUCCUUACCCAGACCGAGGGGCGAGGUGGGUCAAAGAAAACAAUUCAGCGUUAGCUCGCAAUGGAAACGAGUCUUCAGCGGAACAGAAAUGUUUGUGGACGCUUUGUGGACGCAAGGAAAAUGUCUUGACUGCUCACGCUGACGGUUCGCGGUAUUUCCUAUGCUGUAGUCUUUUGUGUUGAACAGUUUUUAAAGGGGAUUUGGUAGAUGGCGCAUCCUGUAGCGUGGACUUGAAGCGUUGACGCCAGUAUAUUUCAGAGCUACUUCUGAUGACCGGGGCAGGCAGCCAAAGAAUGGACAAAAAUGAUGCAUCAUGUAAUCUGUUUAUCUAAACUUUGAGCAACAAUUUUAUGUCGGGGCGAGUGACUGCAUGGGCAACAGCAGAGAGGAGUAGGUAACUGACUAAUGUUGAUGAAAAAGAGCUUUCAUUUCCUUGUUUCGUUGUGAAUGUUUGACUCUUCUGUUCGUGGACGUAACACGCACUUAAAGGAUCUGAGGGACGACACGACAGUGUGUGUUGUGAUGCUUCUCCUCCAUUCCCUUUAUUGUCUCAGUUUUGGUUUCUCCUGCAACAUCUGUGUUAUUCCGGAAUGGCUCGCUUUGAAGACGAACCGACCAGCCGCUGUGGAGGCAGCUGUUCCACGGGCCCGGCCAGAGGUGCCAGCCGGCAGCCGGGGCCUCCGGGGGUCCAGAGAAUGUACAAGCAGACGAUGGCUCAGAGAGCCAGGACAAUGGCUCUUUACAACCCCAUUCCAGUCAAACAGAACUGCCUUACCGUUAAUCGCUCCCUGUUCAUCUUCAGCGAGGAUAACAUCAUACGGAAAUAUGCCAAAAAGAUCACCGAAUGGCCUCCAUUUGAGUACUUGAUCCUGGCCACCAUUAUAGCAAACUGCAUCGUGCUGGCUUUGGAGCAACACCUACCGGCCUUAGACAAAACACCGAUGUCAGAGCGUUUGGAUGACACAGAGCCCUACUUUAUUGGGAUAUUUUGUUUUGAGGCUGGCAUCAAGAUCAUCGCCCUGGGCUUUGCCUUUCACAAAGGCUCCUACCUGCGCAAUGGCUGGAAUGUAAUGGACUUUGUGGUGGUCCUAACAGGGAUCCUGGCCACUGUGGGUGCUGAUUUUGAUCUAAGAACACUGAGGGCGGUGAGAGUACUGCGGCCCCUCAAACUUGUCUCUGGCAUUCCAAGUCUGCAGGUGGUAUUGAAGUCCAUUAUGAAAGCCAUGGUACCUCUGCUGCAGAUUGGCCUGCUGCUCUUCUUCGCCAUCCUCAUGUUCGCCAUCAUCGGCCUCGACUUCUACAUGGGCAAGUUCCAUCGCACCUGUUUCAGGAUAGACACAGGCGAGCAGGCAGCAGAUUUCCCCUGUGGCCUGGAGGCUCCGGCCAGGACCUGUGAUAAUGGCACCACCUGUAAGGAGUACUGGAUCGGACCCAGCUUUGGCAUCACCAACUUUGACAAUAUCCUCUUUGCUGUUCUCACCGUUUUCCAGUGCAUCACUAUGGAGGGAUGGGUGGACAUCCUCUACAACGCUAACGAUGCCUCAGGGAACACGUGGAACUGGCUGUACUUCAUCCCCCUAAUCAUCAUCGGUUCCUUCUUCAUGCUCAACCUGGUGCUAGGUGUGCUGUCAGGGGAGUUUGCCAAGGAGAGAGAGCGGGUGGAGAAGAGGCAAGAAUUCCUGAAGCUCCGCAGACAGCAGCAAAUAGAGAGAGAGUUAACUGGGUACCUAGAGUGGAUCUGCAAAGCAGAAGAGGUGAUGCUGGCUGAGGAAGACAAGAACGCAGAGGAGAAAUCUCUGGAUGGAGCAUGGUACAAAAGGAAACACAACAACUCUGUGCUGAAAAGGACCAAGAAGAGUAAGGAUGACCUCAUCAAUGCAGAGGAAGGCGAGGAUCACUUCACCGACAUCUCAUCUGUUGCCCCCCCAGGAUCACCGUUCACCCGGGCCAGCAUGAAGAGCAAGAACGAGAGCUCAUCGUACUUUAGGAGGAAAGAGAAGAGGAUUCGCUUCACCAUUCGCCAUCUGGUCAAGUCCCAAAGCUUCUACUGGACUGUGUUGUGUCUGGUUGGCCUUAACACAUUGUGUGUGGCCAUAGUACACUACGACCAGCCUGAGUGGCUCACCUAUGCGCUAUACCUGGCAGAGUUUGUAUUCCUAGGCCUGUUUCUGGCAGAGAUGUCCAUGAAAAUGUAUGGCCUCGGACCCCAGAACUACUUCCACUCCUCUUUCAACUGUUUUGACUUUGGGGUGAUUAUUGGCAGUAUUUUUGAGGUGAUCUGGGCUGCCAUCAAACCCGGGGCCUCAUUUGGGAUCAGUGUCCUGCGGGCUCUGAGACUUCUCAGGAUCUUCAAAGUCACCAAGUACUGGAACUCUUUGAGGAACCUGGUGGUGUCCCUGCUCAACUCCAUGAAGUCUAUCAUCAGCCUGUUGUUCCUCCUCUUCCUCUUCAUCGUGGUCUUUGCUCUGCUGGGCAUGCAACUGUUUGGUGGCCAAUUUAAUUUUGAAGACGAAACACCGACAACCAAUUUUGACACAUUCCCAGCAGCAAUUCUCACCGUCUUCCAGAUCCUAACUGGGGAGGACUGGAAUGCAGUGAUGUACCAUGGGAUCGAAUCACAGGGGGGUGUUCAUGGGGGAAUGUUCUCCUCCAUUUAUUUCAUCGUCCUCACUCUCUUUGGAAACUACACGCUCCUCAACGUGUUCUUGGCGAUUGCUGUUGAUAACCUCGCAAAUGCCCAAGAGCUUACUAAGGAUGAAGAGGAACAGGAGGAGGCCAUCAAUAAGAAGCUUGCACUCCAGAAGGCUAAGGAGGUAAAGGAGGUCAGCCCCAUGUCGGCCGCUAACAUUUCUAUCACAGCUUUUCUAACACGCAGUCGAGGUAACGCGCACUCUAGCAGCUCAUCCAUCUGCAGCGUUAACUCACUGAGUUAUAUCUGCACCCCCGGCCAUCACUACCUGAGUAAGGAGCAGCAGAAGUCAGUGAAGACAAUGUCAGUGUGGGAGCAGAGGGCCAACCAGCUGAGGAGGCAGAACCGGGCGAGCUGCGAGGCCCUCUACAGUGAGCUGGAGCCUGAAGAACGUCUCCGCAUGUCCUCGGCCCUCCACAUCCGGCCUGACAUGAAGACCCACCUUGACCGGCCGCUGGUUGUUGAACCUUGUGACGGGCCUUUGCUGGGUGGCCACCAUCGCCACCAUCACAAGACCUGCAUGCCAGAGGAGGCCGAGACUACUGCUGACCCUCCUCCAGUUACUCACCAGCCAUGCCUACACCACCGCCACAGAGACAGGGACCGGGCCAGAAUGAGAGAGGAGACAAAUGAUAACGGUGACACCAGUAAAGACGGGUUGCACCACGUACAUCACAGCCACUUCAAAGACUACAACGGCAGCAAGGAAAAAGAGGGGAAGAGUGAGCGGUCCCGCAGUCGAGAGGGAGGCAGGAGGCAUCACCAUCAGAGCUCGGUGGACAACAACGCAGGUGGAGGAAUCACGAGUGAGAAAGAGCAUCGGCAUCAUCAUUCACACCGGCAUUCCCGAGGGGGCAAUGGGAUAGUGAACAGUGGAGGGAGGGGAGAACGAAGAUCCCGCCACAAUGAUGAACGUUCGUCUAACAGGGAUGGGGAUAGGAAUUCCAGAGGAGACAGUGAUGCCAAUGGAGAGAGGAGAAGAAAUAGGACUCAUGGAUCCAAGGGCCAAUCCACAGUUGAAGGAGAGAAAUCCAGCCAAAGAGAGAAGACCCACACUCACAGGGACAGGUUUGGUAACUCAGAGGGGGAGUCCCUAGCUAUCUCACCCCAGCAGGGCCCUGGGGGGAGCAACUGGCUUCCUGCCCGACCAGAGGACUCAGACAACCAGAGGAACGUCAGACGAACUGGCCAGAGCUCCAUCCAAAUUCCUCCUGUGACUAUCACUUCUCCACCUGGAGAGACCACACUUAUGCAAAUGAACAGUAUUGACUGUGAGACAAUGACCAUGAAUGAGAAGACCCUGGAGGAUCUAGGUCAAAGUGGACCCAAACCCAUCCUGCCUUACAGCUCCAUGUUCAUCUUUGGACAGACCAAUCCGGUGAGGCGGUUAUGUCACUAUGUUGUGACACUGCGUUAUUUUGAGAUGUCCAUCCUGGUAGUCAUUGCUAUGAGCAGUAUAGCUCUGGCAGCAGAAGAUCCUGUCUGGACGAAUGCCCCUCGCAACAAUGUGCUCAAAUAUCUGGACUACGCCUUCACUGGGGUUUUCACUUUUGAAAUGGUGAUCAAGAUGGUGGACCUUGGCCUGCUGCUACAUCCCGGUGCGUACUUCAGAGACCUGUGGAACAUUCUGGACUUCAUAGUGGUCAGUGGGGCGCUGGUGGCUUUUGCAUUUUCGGGGACCAAAGGCAAAGACAUCAGCACUAUCAAGUCACUGAGAGUUCUCCGGGUGCUCAGGCCUCUCAAGACUAUCAAGCGUCUGCCAAAACUCAAGGCCGUGUUCGACUGUGUGGUCAACUCUUUGAAGAAUGUGCUUAACAUCCUCAUCGUUUACAUCCUCUUCAUGUUCAUCUUUGCUGUCAUCGCAGUUCAGCUCUUCAAGGGGAAAUUCUUCUACUGCACAGAUGAGUCCAAGGGCCUGGAGAAGGAUUGCAAAGGACAGUUCCUAGACUAUGACAAAGAUGAGGUUGCUGCCAUGCCCAGAGAGUGGAAGAAAUAUGAAUUCCAUUAUGACAACGUGCUGUGGGCCUUUCUGACCCUCUUUACUGUCUCCACUGGGGAGGGCUGGCCAACUGUCUUGAAGCACUCUGUGGAUGCCACCUUUGAAGACCAGGGUCCCAGUCCAGGCUACCGGAUAGAGAUGUCCAUCUUCUAUGUGGUCUACUUUGUGGUUUUCCCUUUCUUCUUUGUCAACAUUUUUGUUGCUCUGAUCAUCAUCACCUUCCAGGAGCAGGGAGACAAGGCCUUGUCUGAGUGCAGCUUAGAAAAGAACGAGAGGGCUUGUAUUGACUUUGCCAUUAAUGCCAAACCUCUGACACGCUACAUGCCUGAGAACAUGCAGUCCUUCCAGUACAGGAUGUGGAAGUUUGUGGUCUCAGCUCCAUUUGAGUACUCCAUCAUGAUCAUGAUCGCUCUCAACACUGUGGUACUCAUGAUGAAGUUCCAUGGAGCUCCAGACUUCUAUGAAGCAAUGCUGAAGAACCUCAACAUAGUCUUCACCACUCUCUUCUCUCUGGAGUGUAUCCUCAAGAUUAUUGCUUUUGGUCCACUGAACUACCUAAAGGACGCCUGGAACGUGUUUGACUUUGUGACAGUGCUGGGCAGCAUCACUGACAUCCUGGUGACUGAAAUCAAUACUACGGACAGGCUGCUGAACCUGAGCUUCCUGAGGCUGUUCAGAGCCGCUCGGCUCAUCAAGCUGCUGAGGCAGGGCUAUACCAUCCGCAUUCUGCUGUGGACCUUCGUCCAGUCCUUCAAGGCCCUGCCUUAUGUUUGCCUGCUGAUUGCUAUGCUGUUCUUCAUUUAUGCCAUCAUUGGGAUGCAGGUGUUUGGCAACAUUGAGCUGAAUGAGGACACAGCUAUCAAUCACCACAAUAACUUCCGCACUUUUCUCCAGGCCCUCAUGCUGCUGUUCAGGAGUGCAACUGGUGAGGCGUGGCAUGAGAUCAUGUUAUCAUGUUUGAGUCACAGAGCCUGUGACGAGCGAUCGGGGUCCCAUGGAAAACAGUGCGGCAGUGAUUUUGCCUACUUCUACUUUGUCUCCUUUAUCUUCCUCUGCUCUUUCCUGAUGCUGAACCUGUUUGUGGCCGUCAUAAUGGAUAAUUUUGAGUACCUAACCAGAGACUCCUCCAUCCUGGGUCCUCAUCACCUUGAUGAGUUCAUCCGGGUUUGGGCUGAGUACGACCCAGCUGCAUGUGGCCGAAUCAAGUACCUCGAUAUGUAUCAGAUGCUGCUCCACAUGUCCCCACCCUUAGGUUUGGGAAAGAAAUGUCCACCAAGAGUCGCCUACAAGCGCCUCGUCAAAAUGAACAUGCCCAUUGCUGAUGACAACACCGUCCACUUCACCUCAACCCUGAUGGCCCUGAUUCGCACUGCCCUGGAGAUUAAACUGGCCUCAGGCAUGGUAGCCCAGCGAUUAUCUGACGCUGAGUUAAAGAAGGAGCUGUCUACAGUGUGGCCCAACCUCUCUCAAAAGACCAUGGACCUGUUGGUGACGCCACAUAAACCCAAUGAACUGACAGUAGGGAAGGUUUAUGCGGCCCUAAUGAUCUUCGACUACUAUAAGCAGAAUCGAUCAAGGAGGCUGCAGCUGCUGCAGCAGCAGCAACAACAGAGCGCAUCAGGCUCCCAGUGCAAGGUCGGGGCUCUGUUUAAGCCAUUGCUGCCUCUGACUCACAUGCAGGAGAAAGAUCUGCCUAUGAUGUUAAACAGUGUGGAGCCUCCCAGCAUGCUUCAGCCCCAGCCCAAAUCCCAUGCCAACUUCCAGCCACAGACCGGACCUAGCUCCAACUCCCUCAACAAUGGAGGCACGCUGCCAGGUCAUGACCACAUCAAGGCAUCAUCUUCCUGGGUGAUGGAGAAACCCAAGGAAGCGCCCCGAGCAAAGACUAAGAGAACCACGUCCAGAGGCCCAUCAGAGGACACACCGGACACUGAUGUCACUCAGUCAUUGGAGAUGAGGAAGAUGGAGACCAGGGCCAGCAGCAUAAUCCCAGUCCCAGGCUCAGGUCUAGAGAACCAGGGCAGAGCUGCUUCUAUGCCUCGGCUCAAUGGUGAACUGCAGUCUGUCCCUGAUGCCAGCCCUAUGAAGCGCUCAGCCUCCACUGUGGCCCCACAGCAUCCCCAGGAGGUCAACCUGAGAGACUACACCCUGGAGAAACCCGCCCAGGACCGACCUCACCACCACCAUCACCACCACCACCGCCGCCGCUGCCACCACCGCAGAGACAGAGAUAAAGACAGAGAGAAGAGGCAGCGGUCCUUGGAUAAACCUCUCUGUGGACAACCACCCGGCUUUGCUGGUCCACCAGGAGAGCCAGCGUCUGACCCAGCUGCCUCCAGAGAGCGAGGCCAUGACCGCGGACGCUCCCAUGAGAGGAAACACCACCACUCCUCGACAGACAAGCAGCGCUACUACUCCUGCGAUCGCUACUGCAGUCGGGAACACUGCCACAACAAAUCUGCCACCGCCAGCUGUGCUGCCUCCCCUGGUGAGGGACAGGAAACCACCAACAAGCAGGGCAGUGGUUGGGUUAAAGGCAGCCCAGUGACAUUGAGCUCCAGUUCCAGCACGCCAAGUCGCGGACGUCGGCAGCUCCCCCAGACCCCGCUUGCCCUGCAGCCUGGGGUGGCCUUUAAGACUGCCAAUUCAUCACCCGUGCACUUUGUGUCCAGUCAGGCGUCUCUGAGUCCCGGCCAGCUGAGCCGUGGCUUGUCAGAGCACAACUCUGUCCAGCGCAGCAGCUCCCGCCACUUUCCCUCUCCUGUCACUCGUAUUAGCUCAGAACCUUUCCUGGGCCAGGGCCAGGGCCACGGUGAGGACCUGGGCAGCCUGUAUGGCAGCCUCCGAGACCAGCUGGAUGUCUUCCAGGAUGCGGUGUCACUGUCCAGCCCCCGUGCCGGACAUUCAUCUCGGACCACACUGCCUCGCAUUAUGGGAGCCCUGUCUCCUGCUCCACAGAACCUUGGGGUCCCCAACGGGUACCACUUCAGCUUCGGGGGCAGGACCAGCCCAGGCUCUGGCUUCAGGGCAUCCAGGUAUUACCAGGAGGCAGAGGCAGACGAAUGGUGCUAGCAUGGCUUUAAAAUAACCUUUAGAAUGCAUAUUUGAGGAAUUGUGAUGAGUUUUAUCAUCUUCUUUGAAGGAUUUAGUUUACAUUGUCAUUGUGUGUGUUUUAUGCUGUAUUUUAAUUCUAACUCGGAGAGCAACGCUUAGGGAGAACAGAGAGAAAGCUGGAAGUGGAUUAUUUGAAUGUGUCGUCUUUAUCAAAGGACAUGUAGCAUUAUGAAACAAUAGAGUCGGCCAAUAUGAGGUGUCUUGCAGUAGCUGUUCUUGAUUUUGCUUUGACUUCUGUGUUUUAUUGACACCACUAUAUUGACACUCAAACAGCUUUACAUGAUGAACACUAUAGACUAGACUAUACAAGAAGAUUAUAUCUCUUGACCACCAGACCUGCUGUGUCAUUCAUAACUCCAGUCUGUAUUUCAGGGAAACCAUUCAAGUAAACAGAAGUGCUGAUUUA